This is a messenger RNA of Sabethes cyaneus, 3001 nucleotides long. It is a transcript of the gene Ocrl, whose product is annotated as inositol polyphosphate 5-phosphatase OCRL. The record is from RefSeq and is a predicted model, not a curated record. Gene Ontology annotation, biological process: phosphatidylinositol dephosphorylation; signal transduction. The transcript is spliced from 10 exons. NCBI's taxonomy places the organism in Eukaryota, Metazoa, Arthropoda, Insecta, Diptera, Culicidae. Gene Ontology annotation, cellular component: membrane. The coding region runs from base 148 to 2772 and encodes 874 amino acids. Gene Ontology annotation, molecular function: phosphatidylinositol-4,5-bisphosphate 5-phosphatase activity.
ACAGUAGUUAAAAUGGAAUUAUUGAUUUGAUAAACUAAGAGGAUCAUAUUUAUCGACUUAAGUCCUGUUAAUAAACAGAGUAGUUGUACAAGUUUACUAGGUGGAAUUAGGUGUAGAUCGAGCGAACAGAUAAAGUCUGUCAGAACAAUGAACACGGGAAGUCAUGAUUCCACUAUCAUUACAACAGUCACGCAAAAAUUUCGCGAAGGCGAAUCAAUUCUGGCGAUAUUUGAAGGUUAUCAAAUAGUAGGGAAUAAGCACCAAAACCGACUCCUGGUUAUCGUUAGUUCGGAUUUCACAUCAGCCUUGUUUGCGUUCUCAAUCAGCUGCUACCCUCCGGAAAGCAUUUCUGACUUAACAGUCGUAACAGUUUACCCAAUUAAUGACACAUUUUGGGUGAAUCCAGAAUCUGGUGCUCCGGGAUCAAUUUCCAGCCAUCAGUUUACAAUAUUUCUCCAAAAUGAACCAACAGUGUAUUACUAUCAAGCAACAUCGGAGGUGAGCUCCUCGAAGGACAAUUUCAUUGGUAAGCUGAAGGAGCAAAUUGCCAACUACAAAUGUGCUUCGGCACAAGCCGCCGCGGCGGCAAGUCCACUAAGUUUCAAAUGGCUUGAUUAUUACAAACGUGCCGAUAUGCUGGCGAUUGAUCGGCAUAUAGCGGACGGUAGCCAAGCUCCGAAAACCAGGGAUUCAAAAUUUAAGGAAGAACUCGAUCGGCGACGGCAUGAGUACAUUGUCUAUGAGCCGUACAAAAUCUACACAGCAACGUGGAAUGUGAACGGACAGACCUCCGAGGAUAUUGAGCUCCCAGAAUGGCUUUCAACUACGGACGAUCCGCCGGAUAUUUAUGCAGUUGGAUUUCAGGAAAUUGAGUGGACUCCGGAGAAGAUAAUCAUGAACGAGACUAAAAUUGAUCGUACUUGGGUGAACAAAGUGAUGAUGGGUUUGCAUAAAGGUGCUGUGUAUGAGGAACUAGCUUCGGUGCGUUUAGUCGGAAUGAUGCUAACGGUUGCAGUUAAAAAGUCCUUGCGAGAUCAGAUUUCAGACUGUCUAACGGCGGCCGUCGGAACGGGAACUUUAAAAUGGGGUAAUAAAGGCGGAGUGGGCGUAAGUUUCCAAUUGAAUGAAGCGCUGCUGUGUUUUGUUAACUCUCAUCUGGCGGCUCACACUCAGGAGGUGGACCGCCGUAACGAGGAUCAUGACGAAAUCAUCAAAAGAAUGUCGUUUGAGAAAACUUUCCGCGGUCGAUCCAUUGAUGAACAUCAUCACAUUUUUUGGAUUGGCGAUUUAAACUAUAGGCUUAACGCGGAAAUCACGCAGGAAUUCGUUAACGAGAAAGACCGUGACUAUAAUCAACUAUAUCCUUAUGAUCAACUGUAUUUAGAGAAACUACGGAAGCGAAUAUUUCGCGAAUACAAAGAGGGUAAAAUACUGUUCGGUCCGACCUAUAAGUACAACCCGGGAACAGACGAUUGGGACAGUAGCGAGAAAAGCCGGUGUCCGGCGUGGUGUGAUCGAGUGCUGUGGAAGGGCUCACGGAUAGAACUGCUGAAAUAUGACAGCGUGAUGCAGCUGAGAAGAAGUGACCACAAGCCAGUCUAUGCAGUGUUUAAAGCGGAUGUCGAAACAAAGGAUGAUCAAAAGUUCAAAAAAGUUCACGAGGAGGUUUUAAAAACUGUCGACAAAUACGAGAACGAUAAUCAACCACAGAUAACGGUGGAGCAAACAGAUCUUGAUUUCGGUUUGAUCAGAUUCAACGAAAAAUACUCCCGAGAACUGUUGGUUGCUAACAACUGUCAUCUUCCGGUUCGGUUCCGCUUUGCCGCCAAAGACGAUCGGAACAGUCGCGUGUGUGAAGAUUUCAUCCAUAUCAGUCACAAAUCGGGUGAGCUGAUUACAGGAAAUAGUCUUAGUAUACGAAUAGAUAUCUUUGUGGAUGCAAAGGCGGCUUCGGGGAUGUUGAAAAAGCUUAAGGAUGCGAGAGCAGGCGUCAAAAUACCGCUCGAUAUUCUAGUAUUGCACGUAGAGAAUGGUCGAGAUAUAUUCAUUACCAUUUUUGGAGAGUAUAAACAAAGCUGCUUUGGUGUUUCACUUGAAACGUUGAUGAAGCUGAAUAAGCCGAUUUUCGAGUACGAAAUCAAUGAAUUGAUAGCUCUGGAAAAAGAGGAAAAGCUUAUUGACAUUACCGGGGACGAGAACCUGAAAAUUCCCCGAGAAAUCUGGAGGUUGAUAGAUUAUUUGUACAAAAAUGGAAUGGAAACUGCGCAGCUGUUCACUCCUAAUCGGACCUAUUCGAGACACGAGAAUAUUCUGGAAAUUCGAGACUGGCUAGACAGCUGGUCAUCAGAGCCGUUCCCGGGUAUUCCUAAGACUGCGGCAGAAGCACUUCUUAUUCUUCUAGAAUCCCUUCCCGAACCGGUAGUUACCAUCAGCGAACGGGAAUGCAUCGUCUACGCCGAUAACUACGAACGCUGCAAGGAACUAAUCCGAACGAAGCUGAAACCCGUUCAUAAGCUGGUAUUUCUAUACAUUUGUAUGUUUCUCAUAGAACUGCGGAGGCGUAACCCGAACAUGCGUCUCGAGCUGCUAGCAACCAUUUUCGGUCGAAUAUUGAUUCGCAGCCAAAUUCCGCUGGUACGAACCCCAACCGGAAACGAUGUUUACGCUUACACCGAAGGCGAGAGGGACCAACGGCGACGAUUUCUAAUGACAUUUUUAACCAACAAGAUACAGGAAUUCGCUCGAACAGAAAUGGAAAAUAACAGCACGUAGAACCAAUGUCUGGAUGAGCUUACCGGAGUAGUGUCCAUGAUGGCACUUCAGCCGCGCGUACUAAGCAAUAGCUGUAGUAAACACAUUCUGUGUUACAAAGAGUCACUUGAUGAACAAUUUUAGAUGUAAAAAAUAAUGUCAGCAUCGGUAGCGAGAAAGAAAUUGUAUUUAAUGACAUUCUAUCACUGUGUGCUCACUCUGAGAUGGUUUGCAAUCAGUGCAUCACCUU